Messenger RNA from Lachancea lanzarotensis, 447 nucleotides. Its product is annotated as LALA0S07e05688g1_1. The record is from RefSeq and is a predicted model, not a curated record. Lineage: Eukaryota; Fungi; Ascomycota; Saccharomycetes; Saccharomycetales; Saccharomycetaceae. The transcript has a single exon. Bases 1 to 447 code for a protein of 148 amino acids.
AUGAAAGUUGACACCCAAAUCCUUAUAAACGCACCCUCAUCUGUGGUGCGCAAAGUAAUCCUGGACUUCGACAACUAUAGCUCUUGGAACCCGUUUCUCACAUCUGUAAAUGCGCUUGACAAGAAAACAGAUGAAAUUGGUGCAGGUGACUUACUCGACGUUUACAUGACAAACGCCAACGGUAAAGUUUCGAACUUUAAACCGACAGUGACGGCCAACAGCCCACAAAGGUUUGAAUGGCAGGGCACUCUUUUGUCAGCGUGGGUUUUCAGCGGAAUCCACCGGUUCGAAUUCAAAGACGUUGAUGGUGGGAAAGCGUGUGAAUUUCGCCAAUCGGAGAAUUUCAGCGGCUGGGCCUUGCCGCUUUUGAAAUUUAUGCUUAGUGGAGUCUCCAAGAAUUUCACAUCCAUGAAUGAAGCUCUCAAGAAGGAGUGUGAGAAGUCUUGA